Molecule: messenger RNA, 1071 nt
Organism: Closterium sp. Naga37s-1
Lineage: Eukaryota; Viridiplantae; Streptophyta; Zygnematophyceae; Desmidiales; Closteriaceae
Source: the annotation of a GenBank genome assembly
AUGGUGCGUUUACUUAAAACCCGAGCAAGCGCGCCAAUUGGAGGGAGCUCUCUCGCUCGCUACCCGCGCGGGUGCGCCGUUCCCCCCACCGCGGUUUCCCCCGCGCCUUGCUCCACGCGCGCGGGGUUGGGCGCGCCCGUGGUGGUGGGGGCAAUGGUGUUGGACGAGGGAGCGGGCGUGGAGAGGGCGCUGGAACGAGGCACCACCACGCCAGGACAGGUACACGUGCUCCGCGCCCCUGCGCUCUGCGCUCUGCCCCCUGCGCCCUGCCCCCUCCGUCCCCUGCGCUCUGCCCCCUGCGCUCCACCCCCUGCGUUCUGCCCCCUGAGCUCUGCGCUCUGCGCCCUAUUCUCUGCGCCCUAUGCACUGCGCCCUAUGCACUGCGCCCUAUGCUCUGCGCCCUAUGCUCUGCGCCCUAUGCACUGCGCCCUAUGCACUGCGCCCUAUGCACUGCGCCCUAUGCACUGCGCCCUAUGCACUGCGCCCUAUGCUCUGCGCCCUAUGCUCUGCGCCCUAUGCACUGCGCCCUAUGCUCUGCGCCCUAUGCACUGCGCCCUAUGCACUGCGCCCUAUGCUCUGCGCCCUAUGCUCUGCGCCCUAUGCACUGCGCCCUAUGCUCUGCGCCCUGUGCUCUGCGCCCUAUGCUCUGCGCCCUAUGCUCUGCGCCCUAUGCACUGCGCCCUAUGCUCUGCGCCCUGUGCUCUGCGCCCUAUGCUCUGCGCACUGUGCUCUGCGCACUGUGCUCUGCGCACUGUGCUCUGCGCACUGUGCUCUGCGCACUGUGCUCUGCGCACUGUGCUCUGCGCACUGUGCUCUGCGCACUGUGCUCUGCGCACUGUGCUCUGCGCACUGUGCUCUGCGCACUGUGCUCUGCGCACUGUGCUCUGCGCACUGUGCUCUGCGCACUGUGCUCUGCGCACUGUGCUCUGCGCACUGUGCUCUGCGCACUGUGCUCUGGUUCCUAUUCCCCUUCUCGCCAAGCCUCCACCCGCCCCCGCCCUUUCCAACCCCUACCCCUCAUGGUUGUCCUCUUCCUCCCUUUCCCCCACCCGUUUUUUACCUCCCGCAUGA